AUUUGUUGGAAUAACAGUCGCUAGCACAAUAAAACGGUUUGCGGUUAUGAUGUUGGUCCAUGUCUCGUUGCUAUGGACAUUUGACACCAAAACGUCAAAUUUGCACGUGAUACAAGUAACCAAAUUUUUGAAGUCCACCGAUUUGAUAUCAGAUUGACUCGCGGGCCAUAACACUCUACGACCAUACCACGACAUAAGCUGAACUUGAUUUUCGGCAGUGAAAUUGAUAAAUUCGAAGGGUCUACCGCAUUUAUCUGUUCAGGCGGACAUUUAAACUGUCCAAAGCAGGCCACAGGGGACCCUGCUUGUUAGCCUUCUCAACAGUAGAAGUCAACUCCUUAAUAGUACCCGACACAAUGCCUCAUGCUCUCUCGAUGCCGGCGCCUGGCUUCCAGGCCAUAAUCCUUUGCGGGCCGGGAGUUUCGUUCGAUACCUUCACCUCCAAGCCAGAGGAAUCGCCAAAGGCACUUCUGCCGAUCGCGAAUCGACCCAUGGUCUGGUACCCCCUGGACUUCUGCUACCGCAUGGGAAUCACAAAAAUCCACCUAGUUGCACCUCCAACGUCAGCCCCAGCAAUCCAAGCAGCGUUAAAUACCAACCCACACCUCACAGCAUUACCUUCACCAAAGCCGGAUCUAAUUGCACCGGUAGACUUGGACCAGACCACCGGAACAGCACAGAUCUUUCGCCUACCAGAGGUUCUUAAAGAGAUAAAAGGCGACUUCAUUGUCUUGCCUUGUGAUCUCGUCUGUGAAUUAGGCGGAGAGGCACUUCUCGAGACAUGGAUGAUCCGGGAAGCAGGUCUAGGUGGUGCCACUGGUGGAGGAGAAGAGUUCAACGGACCUAAGAUGGCAAUUGGUGGUGAGAAGGGAGGAAGGAGGGGUGGACUGGGAGUCUGGUACGAAACGAAGAUUGAAGUACCGAAGGGAGAACUUGGAGUGAAGGGAGAAGAAACUGAUUUCCUGGCUACGGCGCCAAUCGAGCAAGGCCCAGUACCCGCUCACCAAAACUCGCUUUUGCGCGAUACAUCAAAGGUUGUAUUGUCGUUUCCAACGGAUACGCUGAAUGAUACCGUCGAGAUGAAAAAUAUGCUGCCUGUACGACAAAGUUUGGUCGCAAAGCAUGGCAAUGUCCGGAUGCUCACGACGCACCGCGAUGCGCACAUCUACAUUUUCCCAGCUUGGGUCCUUGAUAUGAUCAACAAGAAUGACGAUAUGGACAACCUCAGCGAAGACGUCAUCGGCUGGUGGGCCAAGGCAAGCUGGCAGAAUGGCUUCGCCGAGAGGCUUGGGCUGCGCGAAAUCUUCCACGGCGAAGAGCCGAGUAACGACGAGGAAGCCCUCGAGAGGGACGAGGAGUCAAAGGAGGAUAUAGACAUUGCCGCUAUAAGUACUACAUCAGUAUCUAGAGUCGAGACUCUCAAGUCAAGCAUCACCAUCUCCGCCACCGAGCAAAGCCCUCAAAUCGACGCCCAAGACAGCAGCACCACCGAAGCUACUACCGAUCCCCUGAUCGUACCGCCAUUUCUCGCAUUCAUCCACAAAUCCCAGCCCUACGGCACACCCGGAGCCCCUGUAGUGCGACGCGUGGAUACCGCGCCGCUCCUGCUCAUGAUCUCGCUGCAACUAGCCAAGUUGGAGGCGAUCGACCAAGUUGGCCGUCAAGACGCGUCACCGCUCGCCCACGCAAGCAAAGUUGCGUACCCGCAGGGUAUCGCAGGUCGCUGCACGGUGACGCGCCAGGACUGUCUACUGGCGGACAACGUGACGGUCGAGGAGCGCUCGGCUGUCAAGGAGUGUGUUAUUGGCGCCAACUGUAAAGUUGGGGAGGGCGCGAAGCUGUUCCGCUGUGUGCUGAUGGAGGGUGCCGUGGUAGGAAAGGGGUGUAAGAUCUCCGGAUCUAUUCUUGGACGUCGCUCGGUCGUGGGGAAUGAUUCAGUUCUGCAGGAUUGCGAGGUAGAGGAUAACAUGAGGAUUGAGGCUAAAACCGAGGCUAAGAACGAGAAGUUCAGGAGUUCGGAAGGUCUCGAAGCAACGGAGGAGGAAAUGGCAGAUGCUUUUGCGGAUGAGAUCGACCAUGAGGCUUGAUGCAAGAAUAGUGUGCGGCUUUGAGUCACGGUUUCAGACCAUUCCUCCCAAUGGCUGGAUUAUUUUAACAACAAUGGAAAAAGACUUGCCGGCAAAUGCCCCCUCGCAUGAGGACCGCUGAACAUUGAAUUGCCGCGGUGAAGUCUCCGCUAGAAGCAAAAUAGACUAACUCUUGGG
This is a messenger RNA of Pseudogymnoascus destructans, 2264 nucleotides long. RefSeq lists its product as uncharacterized. Gene Ontology annotation, cellular component: eukaryotic translation initiation factor 2B complex; guanyl-nucleotide exchange factor complex. Gene Ontology annotation, molecular function: translation initiation factor activity; guanyl-nucleotide exchange factor activity. The transcript is spliced from 3 exons. The record is from RefSeq and is a predicted model, not a curated record. The coding region runs from base 357 to 2087 and encodes 576 amino acids. Gene Ontology annotation, biological process: cytoplasmic translational initiation. NCBI's taxonomy places the organism in Eukaryota, Fungi, Ascomycota, Leotiomycetes, Thelebolales, Thelebolaceae.